This is a messenger RNA of Puccinia graminis f. sp. tritici CRL 75-36-700-3, 1251 nucleotides long. RefSeq lists its product as uncharacterized. The transcript has 2 exons. Lineage: Eukaryota; Fungi; Basidiomycota; Pucciniomycetes; Pucciniales; Pucciniaceae. Bases 1 to 1251 code for a protein of 416 amino acids. The record is from RefSeq and is a predicted model, not a curated record.
AUGGCCGACACUGACCCGAAAUCUUCAACAAACACCCCCACCCCAACGCCUAGUUCUCCAAAGAAAAAAAAGAAGAAAAAAAAUCGAAAAAAAAAAUCAACCCCCCCAAAAGAAACAACCACCGAUACACCAAAAAUCAAACAACCAACCGAUAUUGCAACCCCCCAACCGGCCGAUAAAAGCAUCAUCGACAUCGAUCCCACCCCCAAAGCCGCCAAUGAUCCUGCGCCCAAGAAGGGGAAUCCUCGCUGGUCCAUAGAGGAGGAUAAAAAGCUCUGCGUUGCCUGGUUGAACACGAGUCGUGAUGCCAUCGUCGGCACUGGACAGAAGGCAUCAACGUUUUGGGAGAGGAUCCAUGCAACGCUCUCCGACCUCAUCAGCGAGUACAACGACGAGAAAAAAUCAGCGAAGUACUUCAAACCACUUCCUCUACGACCGGUUGGUGCAGUCGAAUGCCGAUGGGCUCUCAUCCUCAAGAGUGUCAAUAAGUUCUCCGGGUGCUAUUCGAAUGCGGAACGUCGUUUGAAAAGUGGGAAGACUCGCGAUGAUAUUCUUACCGAGGCCAAGGAGCUAUAUAAGGCUUCCUUUGGGUCUGCUUUCAGCCUCGAUCACUGCUGGGGCAUCUUGAAGGACUCCCCAAAAUGGCAAGCAACACAGACCGAGAACGAAGCUCGAGGGAAGAAGGCCGACCAAUCUAGGACGACUUCCGUGGCCUCCGAUGGACCAGCCUCCACCCCUGCCGCUUCAAGCCCUGCGAUCAUCGAUGUGGACAAUGACAACUCUGAAAUCAGUCGAUCGGUCCUUGGGAACGUUCGCGUUGAGGGGCAGAAAGCUGCGAAGAGGAAACGAGCAGACAAGUGCUCUAUCAAGAAGAUAGUGGGAAUGCAAAAGGAACUCGUUCAGAUAUCGCGUGAUCGGUUAUCUUCGAUGAAAGCGGCGAUGCAAUCAACUUCGGACAACGCGAUCAUGUCGCAAGAUCUCAGCAUGAUGGAUGACGAAAGUCGAGCGUAUUACCUCAAGAAAAAAAGAGCAAUUAUUGCCCGGGAGGAACAGGAAGAGAAGGAGAAGGAGGAGAAAGAGAAGAAGGAAAAGGAGGAAAAUGAGAAAAAAGCGAGGCAAGAAAAAGAAGAAAAGGAAAGACAAGAGGAGGCAGAAAAAAAAAGAAAGCAGAAGGAAGCAGAAGAGCUGGAAUAUGAAUCCGACGAUGGUGAAGAUUCCGAAGGGGAUGAAGAAACUGAAGAAAAUGAAUGA